Staurois parvus is the source of this 549-nucleotide messenger RNA. Lineage: Eukaryota; Metazoa; Chordata; Amphibia; Anura; Ranidae. The record is from the annotation of a GenBank genome assembly.
CAGCAGUAUUGGAAGCCAAACACAGGCCGGUUAAAAAGCAGCGAAGCCGUCAGCAGCGUGAGCAGACGACAGAGGCACAUGGCGCAGGGUGGCGGUGGAGGCAGCAGCAAUGGAAGGCCAUACAGCACCCUAUCACAAAAUGGAACCCACCAACAGUGUAAGGAGACCUGAAAGUGGCACAUGGCAGAGUCUGGCGAUGAAAGUCAGCAGCAAUGGGAGGCCGUACAGGGACCCAUGACACACUCUGGACCUGGCAGCAGCAAGAGGAGGCGGUGGUACAGGGGCCCAUGGCAGAGUGGCGAAGCCCGUCAGCAGCGUGAGCAGACGACAGAGGCACAUGGCGCAGGGUGGCGGUGGAGGCAGCAGUAUUCGGAAGCCAUACACAGGCCUAGGUUUAAAACUGGAACCCAGCAGCGUGAGCAGACGACAAAGACGCACAUGGCAGAGGAUGGAUCUGGCAGCAGUAUGAGAAGGCGGUACAGGGGCCCGUGGCACAGUGUGGUGAUGGGGGCUACAGCAACUGGAUGCCAGAAAGUGGCCGAUAGGGGC